Molecule: messenger RNA, 4350 nt
Organism: Didymodactylos carnosus
Lineage: Eukaryota; Metazoa; Rotifera; Eurotatoria; Philodinida; Philodinidae
Source: the annotation of a GenBank genome assembly
AUGAUUACGACUAAUCGACUAAAAUUUAUUAGCGCUAUUUGUUUAGUUGAAUUGCAGUUACCACAACGAAAAUGGUCAUAUACAGAAUUUGAACAACAUUCAUCUAAGAAAAAAUUUUUUUCUUUUGAAUUAAUUAGUUUCAAUGUUCUUUCACAAGAUUUAUUAGAAUUAAAUCCUUAUUUAUAUACUGAUUGUAUGCCUAAAUAUCUUGAUUGGGAUUAUCGAAAAAAAGUUAUCAUGAAACAGAUUAUUGGUCGUGAUGCAGAUAUAGUGUGUUUACAAGAAGCUCAAGAAGACCAUUAUGAAAAUUACUUUUGUCCAAAAUUGAAAAAACAUGGUUACGAAUCAUUAUUUAUAAAGCGAUCGGGUGAAAAAACGGAUGGCUGUGCUUUGUUUUAUAAAACUCAUCGAUUGUUACUUGUUGAUUACAAAUCUGUGCCAUUUCAUCAUCCAAACAUCGAGCUAUUAGACAGAGACAAUGUUGGUCUUAUAGCAUUAUUUAAACCAAAAAUGGCUCAUGCUUCCUCUGAUGAUCUUUUAUGUGUUGCUUGUACACAUUUACUGUUUUCACCUAAACGUGGAGACAUUAAAUUAGCUCAAUUACAAUAUUUUCUUGCUGAAAUUGAUCGUCUAUCAGUAAAAGACAAUAAUAUCGAUGAUGAAUCAUCAUAUUAUCCAAUUAUAUUAUGUGGUGAUUUUAAUAGUCAACCAUAUUCACCAUUAUAUCAAUUUUUAGUCGACGGUUAUAUUAAAUACGAUCGAUAUAGACGAAUAGAAAUAUCUGGUCAGACUUCAUCAAAUAAUUAUUCACUCUAUUUACCAUCAAAGGAACUGAUACCAUCAUGUUAUGUUCAAUCUGAUUGUCGAUUUCCUACUAGGACAAAAAUAACUGAAAUUAUUGAACAAAAAACAAUGAACAUCGUCGUAAAUGAGAAAGAUCUAGAGAUAAUUGAAGAAGACGUCGUAAAUGAGAAAGAUCUAGAAAUAAUUGAAGAAGACGUAGAUGAAAAAGAUCUAGAAAUAAUUGAAGAAGACAAGGAUGUUAUUUUCUACAAGGAAUAUUUAAAAGUAAACAAUGUCAAUAAUUCAUCAUCGAUAUUAACGCAUAAUAAAAAAUUUUAUUCUGUCUAUAAACAUUUUGAUAGUUCUAAUACACCUGAGGUAACAUCGCAUGCCGGUUAUGACAUUCAACAGGUUGAUUUCAUCUUCUAUACAACAGGUGGUAAUAGAAAGAAAACGACAGUUACAUCAACAAACGAACAACAAAAACCGGCAAGAGGUGAUCGAUUAAAUUUAGUUGGACGUUAUAAUUUAUAUUAUCAAAAUCAAUUAAACAGCAUUCUAUUGCCGAACUGGCAAGAAGCUUUACAAGGACAAUCAAUCAAACGUUUGAAUGAAAAAGGUGUUUGUGUAAAUAAAUUACGUUAUCAAUAUUCUUAUACGGGUUUAUACGGACGACAUAUUAUUGUAUUCGAUGGUGAAUAUUUAACAACACGUACCGAAACGUUUAGUCCCGGUGAUAUUGCCAGUAUUUAUCGUAAUGCAUCGGAAAUAAAUGAAAAAUCACCUAUUGCCAAUGGUGUUAUAUUUCGUGUAACUAAUAAUAGUAUUCAUAUUGCAUUAGAUGAAAAUGAUAAUGGAGAAUAUGAAAUAGAAAACGAAACGUGUCAAUUUAUGUUGAUUAAAAUUGCGAACGAUGUUACUUAUCGACGAUUGAAACGUAUACUUGAGAAAUUAUUAAAAGAUCGAAAUGGUCGAGCUCAAAAUUUACUUGAUAUCGCAUUUGAAAACAGUGAACCAAAUCAAAUCGAAUCACAAUCAAAUAGCAAGCAAAUUGAAUAUUUUAACCAAAAUUUGGAUGAAUCACAACGUGAAGCAAUCAAAUUUGCACUUCAACAACGUGACAUUGCCGUGAUUCAUGGACCACCGGGAACAGGAAAGACAACAACAGUUGUUGAAUACAUAUUUCAAGCAACAUUAAAAUAUAAUCUGAAGGUGUUAUGUUGUGCUCCAUCGAAUAUUGCUGUAGAUAAUUUAGUUGAACGAUUAAGUCAACGAAAACAAUUACGUCAAAUUCGUCUUGGACAUCCAGCUCGAAUGUUAGAAUCAAUCCAAAAAUUUUCACUUGAAUCGAUUGUUACCCAACAUCAUAACGAUGUUAAAAGUGCUCUACGAGAAGAUUUAGAUAAAUGUUUUAUGAAAGUACGCAAAUGUACUAAUCGAGGUGAACGUGAACAAUUGCGUCAUGAAAUUCGUUUAUUAAGAAAGGAUAUACGUGAAUAUGAAGAAAAAGCUAGUCGUGAUGCUUUGAAAUCAGUGAAUGUUGUAUUAUGUACCCUAACAUCAGCAAAUGAUGAUGGACCUUUAAAAUUAUUACCAUUGGAUUAUUUUGAUGUUGUUGUUAUUGAUGAAUGUUCACAGGCGCUGGAAAUUGCUUGUUGGAUUCCAUUGUUACGUGCCUCCAAAUGUGUAUUAGCCGGUGAUCACCUUCAAUUACCACCAACAAUUUUGAGUGAAAAAGCAGCCAAAGAUGGUCUCGAUAUUACAUUGAUGAAACGUUUGAUAGAUCAAUUCAAUGAUAAAAUUACACGAAUGUUGACCGUACAAUAUCGUAUGAAUGAAAAAAUAAUGAAUUGGUCUUCAAAUGAAUUUUAUCACGGAAAAUUGACAGCUCAUUCAUCAGUUCAACAUCAUUUGUUGAGUGAUUUACCGAAUAUUGUACGACAUGAAGAUGAAAAUGAUAAUAUUUCAAAAGUACCGUUGUUAUUGAUCGAUACAUCUGGUUGUGAUAUGAAUGAAUUACAAUUUGAAGAUGAAAUAUCGAGAGCGAAUGAAGGAGAAGCAUCGUUAGUUGCCCAUUAUGUAAAAAUACUUGUCGAACAAUAUGGUGUUGAACUAACUCAGCUUGGUAUAAUUAGUCCUUAUAAUUUGCAAGUAGAUUUAUUAAGAAAAAAGUUAUUGACGCAAUAUCCAGCCUUGGAAAUUCGUUCCGUAGAUGGAUUCCAAGGAAGAGAAAAGGAAAUUAUUAUCAUAUCGAUGGUUCGAUCAAACAAGCAAGGUAGGGGUUUAACACGAACAGUUUCACGUGAUCCGUUUAUAAAACGACUAAUUGAUUAUAUACAAAUAAAUGGAGAUGUUCGUUCUGCACACGAAUAUAUUCAUGAUGAAAAUUUUUCGGAUGAGUCUACGUUAACAAAAACCAUGCAAAAAGUAUCUUUAAAAUCUAAUCAAUCGAAAACAGCGUCCAAGUCGAAUAAGAUACGUCAACAACCAUCAUCACACAGUAAAUUUAAAGAAAAUAUGAAUAGUGUACAAAAUGAUCGGUUUGUAUUGAUUAUUUCGAAUGAUGACAAAACUGAACUGGAACAAGUACUUGAUCAGCGGCUUAUCACAUUUCUAAAUGAUAAUCAUGCUUAUGAAAUUGUAUUUGAAACAAGUUUAUCGAACUACGGAAGAAAGUAUGUUCAUUCGCUUGCUGAAAUGUAUAAUUUAAAUCAUCGAAGUGAAGGCAUUGAUGAAGAUCGUCAUAUUAUCGUAUCAAAAAAAAGUAUUGUUAAAGAAAAACAACAAUCAGAUGAUGGUACAUCGACUAAUGAUGAGGAAGAAAAAUCAUUUCGAACAUUUUCGUCGUUAGCUGAACAUGAACCGAAAAAAUCAAAACAAUCGAAAAAAAACAAAUUAAAAGAAGAACAUUCUGAAAUAGUGAUAAAUCCAGAUAUAUCUAUAGAAAAUGAAAAUAAAAGCGAAAAUAUUGAGUCAACUGUUAAUGUGUCCAAUGAAAAUAUUUGCCCAUAUUGUAAAAAAUCUAUACCAAUACAAAACUAUCAACUUCAUGAGUUGUAUUGUCAACGUAUUAAUCAGACGCCAUCGACAUUAUUUCAAAUAAAAGAUCAAGCGAACACUCAAAUUUCAUCAUCAGUUAAAGAAGAUAAAACCAUAAAUUCAAAUUCCGUAUCAUCAAAAAAACAAAAACAAUCACAUGUACCACCUAGUCGAUUAUUAACAAUAGAUAAAAGUGCCGAUUUUGAUACAAUAAUUGAAGCGGCUAGACAACAUGAUAAUAUUUGUAAUUAUCAAAAAUGUAAAAUAAAAAUAACAUUACUUGGUCAAUUAUGUUCCUAUUGUAAUCAUCGUUUUUGUUUUGAACAUUCGAUGCCCGAAGUACAUGGUUGUGGACAAACGGCACGAAAAGAUAUGCGUAGUGCACAUCUAAGUGCACAUUCAAAUCCAACGCCUGUAUAUUCUAAUAGUCAACCUAUUAAAAAAGAAAAACGACCAUAUUUAGAACGAAAAUUACAAAGUAAAAUAGCUGAAAAAGAAACAGAUCGAAAAAAAAAAUCGGACAAAUAA